This is a messenger RNA of Enterobius vermicularis (human pinworm), 762 nucleotides long. The record is from the annotation of a GenBank genome assembly. NCBI's taxonomy places the organism in Eukaryota, Metazoa, Nematoda, Chromadorea, Rhabditida, Oxyuridae.
AUGGCUGAAGAUGAGAAGGAACUGCUGCUCAGAAUAGCAUCAGUGCUUGGAGCAGAAAAAGAUGGAUGCAGUACAAAGGAAGUGGAAACAAAGUACCGGACAUUUUUCGGUUGUUCGUUAACGAUACCGUCAGGAUACUCGUCUCUUGAAGCUUUUCUUGCCGGUCAAAUCGGGGCCAUGUAUGUCGAAAGGAAGAACCAGAGGUGGUUUGCUGUAAAACGGAAGGAAGUUGCACAUAAUAUAGAGAUGGUGCUUAAUACUAAGUCAAAAAAGAAGAAGCAGUUUGGAGUUUCCUGUUGCAAUUAUCGUGGACAUGGCCCUCAGCAGUUGAAACAGCUUAGUUCAAGGAAGCAGCCGUUUCAAAAUCAAAAUCAAGGUUGGAAGGCAGUAAAGCAAGGUGAUAUACUUUCAGAAACUGGAUCAGUAGAUCAAAGAAGGAUGGUCUUUGCCGAAGAGGCUCGCGAAAACAAUUUUAGUACGAGAAGAAAUCAUCAAACCCGUGAAAACUCAUUACCUUAUAAUUCUGCUGCAUUAGAUCCAGGACCAGAUUCUCGUUCUUACCGUUUACAGCCGCCAGAACUAGCACUUAAUUUCCCUUCCCAUUAUUCUCGCCCAUCUAAUUCAGUACCAAAUAGCACAUCUCAUAAAGGGAUUAAACGGUUCUUAAAUUUAUUAGAAAGAGCGGGCAGUGACGUGACGUGGAGUGACUUUGAGAUUUUUUACAAAAAAACGACAGGUGUACUUUUAGACGACAAAGAGGCA